This is a messenger RNA of Drosophila elegans, 1231 nucleotides long. Its product is annotated as RNA/RNP complex-1-interacting phosphatase homolog. Gene Ontology annotation, biological process: protein dephosphorylation. NCBI's taxonomy places the organism in Eukaryota, Metazoa, Arthropoda, Insecta, Diptera, Drosophilidae. The record is from RefSeq and is a predicted model, not a curated record. The coding region runs from base 123 to 1163 and encodes 346 amino acids. The transcript has 7 exons. Gene Ontology annotation, molecular function: polynucleotide 5'-phosphatase activity; protein tyrosine/serine/threonine phosphatase activity.
UUGCAUUAUCUGGCAACACCAAGGGCACGCAUUUUAUUUAGAACACAUUUUCCACGAUAUAUAAACAAAAUCCCAAAUUUGUUUAAAAUUUAGCUUAAAUUGCUUAGAAAACAUACAAAAGAAUGGCUAAAGCCAUACCAGAUAGAUGGUUGGAUUACAAACCGAUCGGAAAGCGUGUUCCUGGUACUCGCUUUAUAGCAUUCAAGGUGCCGCUGCACCAGCAUGUCAACGCCAAAGUAAAGGAGAAUCUUCGCCUGGCACCCGAAUCCCUGCUGGAAUCCAUCCCCAACCUGGGCCUCAUAAUCGAUCUGACCAACACGAACCGAUAUUAUCAUCCCAGCGCCUUGACCAAUCACGAUGUGCGUCACCAGAAGCUGAUGAUUCCCGGGAAACAGACACCUAACAAGGGAUUGGCAGAAAAAUUCUGUGGUUUCGUGGCCGACUUCCUCAAGAGCAAUGCGGAUAAUGACAAACUAAUUGGAGUUCAUUGCACGCAUGGAGUAAAUCGAACCGGCUACCUGAUCUGCUAUUUUAUGAUCUCCGUUAUGAAGAAGUCCCCCGCUGAGGCGAUAAAGAACUUUUCUGCGGCACGUGGACAUAAAAUCGAGCGUGAGAAUUACUUGAGUUCUUUGGCGAAACUUUCUAGCCAAGGGGAGGCGUCAAGUAGAGAAGACGAUAACGAAGGGUAUGAGUUUAACAGCAGACACCAGUCCAGAAGGGAAUAUGGAAAUUAUCGUCAGCAAGAUAGUCAUAAACCAAGAGGUUAUCACAAUUACAACUACGAAGACCAACCAUAUGGAAAUUCCUAUACAAAUUCUUGGCGCUAUGAAGGUCCGAGACAACAUUCACAGAAUCGCUACUAUUCAAAAGACAACCGCUUUCACCAUCAGGAUUAUCAGAGCAACUUUAAAAAUAGCAGAUAUCAAAGCCAAAAUUGGCGAGACUCUAGUAGAAGAGAACACGAUGAUCAGGAUAAUAGCUGGUCCUAUUCCCACAAAUUUCGCCAGGAUCGUGAAUAUCGUCAGGACAGGUUUCAAGACAGGCGAUCAACAGCGUAUCAGCAGAGCUCUAGAGGCUUUAAACAAAACCAUUAUAAAAAUAAUGAUCAACGGGACGAUUGGAGAAAAACCAGCAGAAAUCGUUUAAAAUUUAACGAUGAGUAGUUGCCUUUAGCUUAGUUUAAUAUUUUUUACUUUGUAAAAAAUGUAAUAAAUUUAAAAUGGAAUGCUAA